Messenger RNA from Equus quagga, 899 nucleotides. It is a transcript of the gene UPK2, whose product is annotated as uroplakin 2. The transcript has 5 exons. The record is from RefSeq and is a predicted model, not a curated record. The coding region runs from base 15 to 572 and encodes 185 amino acids. Gene Ontology annotation, biological process: epithelial cell differentiation. Lineage: Eukaryota; Metazoa; Chordata; Mammalia; Perissodactyla; Equidae. Gene Ontology annotation, cellular component: apical plasma membrane.
CUCCCAGCCCAGCCAUGGCAUCCCUGCUGCCCAUCCGGACCUUGCCCUUGAUUCUGAUUCUGCUGGCUGUGAUGGCCCCAGGAGCUGCAGUGGACUUCAACAUCUCAAGCCUCUCUGGUCUGCUGUCGCCGGCACUAACGGAGAGCCUGCUAGUUGCCUUGCCCCCGUGUCACCUCACAGGGGGCAACGCCACACUGAUGGUCCGGAGAGCCAACGACAGCAAAGUGGUGAAAUCUAGCUUUGUGGUGCCUCCAUGCCGUGGGCGCAGGGAGCUGGUGAGUGUGGUGGACAGUGGAGCCGGCUUCACAGUCACCCGGCUCAGUGCAUACCAGGUGACAAACCUCGUGCCAGGAACCAAAUACUACAUUUCCUACCUAGUGACAAAGGGGGCAUCCACUGAGUCCAGUAGAGAGAUCCCAAUGUCCACGCUUCCUCGAAGGAAGCUGGAAUCCAUUGGGCUGGGAAUGGCCCGGACAGGGGGCAUGGUGGUCAUCACAGUGCUGCUCUCUGUCGCCAUGUUCCUGCUGGUCAUAGGCUUCAUCAUCGCCCUGGCACUGGGCACCCGAAAGUGAGGCAGUCGGCGCGAGGCAGCAGCCUCCUCUGGGAAGUGCAGGGCACUGUCAGUGUCCCCAGCCCACAGCUUUGCCUUUUGCUCCCACCUCCCCUCCUGGAAAGAUUGCCUGCUCCCAGGUGUCAGUCACCAGGCUUUGGCUCCUUCAGGGCCUUCAUGUCCUCUCCCUGCCUCCUCUCUCCUGGAGCCCUUUCCUCCCACUGUCCCUCUCCUUGUCCCCUAACGCCUCCCCUCCCCACAACACUCCCUGUUAUUCCCCUCACCCCACUCCUAUCAGAAUUGAUUCUCUUCCCAUUUCACCACUUUAACCAACCCCACCCGCCAACAA